Molecule: messenger RNA, 1716 nt
Organism: Salvelinus fontinalis (brook trout)
Lineage: Eukaryota; Metazoa; Chordata; Actinopteri; Salmoniformes; Salmonidae
Product: 39S ribosomal protein L44, mitochondrial-like
Exons: 4
Coding region: 327-1436 (369 amino acids)
Biological process (GO): primary miRNA processing; regulation of gene expression; rRNA processing
Cellular component (GO): nucleus
Molecular function (GO): ribonuclease III activity; double-stranded RNA binding
Source: RefSeq, a predicted model, not a curated record
GUUAAACUGCACUAAAGUUACCCUUGAGAAAAAUAUAACUUAAAUUGACUUAGAAAAAGUAGUUCACUACGUCCAAACUACUUCAUGAAAGAUUAUCACAUCUAAAUCUGAAAUGUCAUAGACUAAAAAUUGCAUGAACAGAUCACCCUGUGACCAGAUGUAAACAGAAUGUGUAAAUUAGCCUAUUAAACACCAAGCUACUGCUACAUGUAAUGAAAUUACUAGUUGAACUAAAUGUAGGUCAUUACUCCCUGCCUAACAUUGUUAAUUAGUAUUAAGCAUAUUGUUAUUACUAUGUUAUUACAACGUAAAAUGGAACCACGUCUAUGCUAGAAAAUUGGAACCGUCUUCUCAUCUUUUUAAAUCUAGAACUAAUUUGGCGCUUUAUAGUUGCUUUCCGGAAGGUUUUCAUAGUCACACACCAUCAGAAAACUGUCAUGGCGUCUGGAUACAUUGUAAAUCGUGGUGUGCUAACAUUUGGAAUUCACUAUCAACAUGUUUGUAGAAAUGUACUCCUUACACAGACCCGAGAGAAGAAGCGAUGGAUGAAAGCAUAUACUCUUUUGAUGGAAAGAAAGUUGAAGAUAGAUGGGCCUCCACCACCUAAGCCACGUGCUCAAAAACCUAACUGGGACUACCAUGCAGAAGUCCAGGCAUUCAGCAGCCGCCUUAAAGAAAGUUUCUCCCCGGAGCUCCUGAAGACAGCCUUCGUGAACCCCUGUUACAUUCAGUCAGAGCAAGAGAGGAGGCAGGCACUCGGUGUGGACUCUGAAAUGGCUGCUCUGGUCCUGGGGGACAACAUUCAGCUACACAGACAGGGCUUGGAGUUCACCAAGAGCUUCUUGUCUGACUGGUGCAGGGCCAGCUUCCCUAGCCUGCCCAGCAUGGGAGUGGUCGCCAUUGUCACGCACCUGACCAGUCAUCCAGUCGUGUGCCAUGUGGCGCGGAACCUCGCCAUCGAGGACCUAACUAUGAGCGCUCAAUUCCCGGUCCCUGACGAGAUAUUGCACAGUACGUUCCUCGCUGUGAUCGGAGCACUCCAGGAGAGCAGUGGAGCUGAAAGAGCAGGACUUUUCCUUCGGGAUUUCCUGGUCACUCAGCUGGUAGGGAAAGACCUGUUUGAGAUGUGGUCGGUGGUAAACCCAAUGGGGCUGCUGGUGGAGGAGCUGUCCAAGAGGAACAUGGCCCUCCCAGAGCCUCGCCUCAUCAGGUCGGCCGGUGCCAGCACUGUGCUCCCACUCUACUUUGUAGGGCUGUACAGUGAUAAGAAGCUCCUUGCCGAGGCUCCAGGGGAGACCAUUCUGGCUGCGGAGGAGGAGGCGGCACGCGUGGCCCUGAGGAAACUCUAUGGCUACACUGAGAACCGGAGACCCUGUGACUUCUCUGCAGCGGAGCAGCCUCGGGCUCCUGGCCUCCAAUCCUUCAGCAGCAGCUAAAGGACAUCACCCCAAGCACUACAAUGUCUUCCAUCAGUUGAUGACAGCUCUUGACACACCAGAGUGUCAAAGUCAAGUGGUUCCCUUAGCCUAUCAGGACCAACCUCUGACAAACUCAUACCUACAGACAUAGGAAUAAACUAUGUGGUCUCCAAACUAUGUGGUCUCCUCAGCCUUGCAGUUAGAGGACUGUCCUUGUGCAAAAUAUUGUGUUUAUUUGUGUAAUAUAUUAUUGAUCUAAAAGAAAUGUUUCAUGUCCAUAAUAAAUCUGUAUCCCUGA